Molecule: messenger RNA, 7069 nt
Organism: Polistes canadensis
Lineage: Eukaryota; Metazoa; Arthropoda; Insecta; Hymenoptera; Vespidae
Gene: hlk
Exons: 28
Coding region: 7-5346 (1779 amino acids)
Source: RefSeq, a predicted model, not a curated record
GCGACGAUGUCAACGGGGAACGACGGUUCGACGGUAAGAUUCGGUCGGUGGUGUUGGUGCUGGCGAAGAAGAAGGCGGAAUAGCAUCGGUUCGAGCUCCUCCCUCUCCUCCUUUAUAUCCUUAAAAACGAUGUUAACCACUUUGACCGUCUUCCUCGCAAUAACGGCCUCGAUCGGUCGCGUUGACGCCGCCUCAAGGACGAAACAAGACGAUUCUUCAGGGUCUCGGGGUGGUGGUAGGACCUUAGGUGCUAGCAAGGACGGGGAAUCUGUGAUCGAAGAAGUCACUGCCAAACAACUCGAGAGAAUCCUUAACGAGAAGGAUUUUGUUGCGGUGUUUUGGUAUGCGAGAAGCUGUACGACAUGUGACAAAGUAUUAGCCGAAUUGGAAAAAAUAGAUGAUGACACGGACCACUUUGGAGUCGAUUUUGUCAAGAUCAACGAUAAAAGAGUUGCUAAACAGUAUGGAAUUAAAAAUUUUCCCGCUCUCACGUAUUUUCGUGAGAAAGAACCAAUUAUAUACGAUGGAGACUUGAUGGACGAAGAAAACGUUUUAGACUUUCUUACUAGUUUAGAGGCAAUGGAUUUACCAGAUCGGAUAGAAGAAGUCAAUGCAAAAAUUUUGGAUAAAAUCGUCGAAGAUACUGAAUUCGUAGCGGUUCUUUUCUGUCCGGAUACGCAGCGAUGUGCUGGCACCGGCUCUAACAAGCCAGACUGCAAAAAAUGCUUGAGGGCACUUCAAGAAUUGGAGAAUAUUGAUGACGAAGCUGAUCAAUUGGGUAUUGGUUUUGUCAAAAUUGCUGAUGAACAGCUUGCUGAAGAAUAUAAUCUCGGACCUUUACCGGCUCUCGUUUACUAUAGGCACCAAAUACCUAUUAUCUACGAACACGAAUUGAGCAGAGAGGAGGACGUAUUGGAAUGGCUAGUAGCAAAUAAAAGUACUGGCGAUGAAGAAGAUGUAAUCGAAGAUGUAACAGCUAAAACAUUGAACACUUUAAUUGGAAACAUCGACAACCUGGUCGUUUUAUUUUACGAUCACGGCGACGAGGAUUCGAUGCAAGUAUUGAACGAGCUUGAAAAGAUCGAUGACGAUUUGGACAAACAUGGGAUUCAAUUCGUUAAGAUUGACGAUGAAAAAGCAGCGAAGGAAUUUGGUUUAGAUUCUAUACCAGCGAUUGUUUAUUUUGAAAAACAAAUUCCAAAUGUUUAUGACGGUGACGUCGAAAACGAGGAUGAGAUUUUAGAAUGGUUAUUAUCGCAAUUAGAAAAAGAUGAGAUAGAAGAUGUUACCGAUGAGAUGUUAGAUCGUUUGAUAAAAGAUGGCAAAACUUUGGCUGUUCUUUUUUAUGAUAACAACGACCGGAAAUCACAAAGGAUUUUAAACGAAUUGGAGAACAUCGACGACGAAUGUGAUCAAUUUGGAAUUACCUUUGUGAAGAUCGAUAACGCUGAAGAAGCAAAGGAAUAUGGUAUCGAAAAAAUACCAAGUAUGCUCUAUUUCGAAAAAGGGAUACCAACGAUGUACGAGGGUAAUUUGGAGGACGAGGAGAAGGUAUUGAAAUGGUUGGAACAACAGCAGAAGAGUGAACAAAUAGAGGACAUCACCAACGAGAUGUUAGACAUGGUUAUUGAAAAAAUGCCGCACGUAGCCGUACUUUUUUAUGACAAAGAUCAAAAGAAAAGUAAGAACGUGCUUGGCGAAUUAGAAAACAUCGACGAUGAUUGUGAUCAACAUAACAUAGCUUUUGUUAAGAUUCAUGAUUUAGAUGAAGCCAAGGAAUAUGGUAUUGAAAACCUUCCAACUUUAGUUUUCUUCGAAAGAAGAAUACCUCACGUUUACGAAGGUGAUCUAAUGAACGAAGAUCAGUUAUUGGGAUGGCUCUUACAUCAGAAAAAACAUACUGAGAUUCCUGAAGUAACGGAUGAAAUGAUGGAAAAACUCAUUGAAACUUCACCAUACCUUGCUGUCCUUUUUUAUGACAAAGACGACAAGCAGGAUAUACGUAUUUUAAACGAAUUAGAAAAUAUCGACGAUGAACUCGAAAAGGAAGGCAUUGUUAUCAUUAGAAUGGAUAAUGAUGCAGAAGCGAAAGAGUAUGGUAUCGAUCAUCUUCCUACUUUAGUUUAUUUCGAAGAUAAGAUCCCAGCUAUUUAUGAAGGUGAUCUUCUCAACGAAGAUGAAGUUUUGGAAUGGUUGAUCGAACAAAAAAACACUGCCACGAUCGAAGAGGUCACGGAUGAAAUUCUGACCGAUCUCAUAAGCGAACACGAAUAUGUUGUGGUGUAUUUUAGUGGAAACUGCGACGAAGGCGAUAGCUGCGAUAACGUUCUUUUAGAAUUAGAAAAUAUCGAUGACGAGCUCGACGAAGCUGGUAUCAUUUUCGUGACAACGGAAGAUUUGCCCCUUGCCAAAAAAUAUGGUAUUAAAAGUUUUCCUACACUGGCUUUCUUCAGAAACAAAGAACCUUUGAUAUAUCCUGGCGAUCUUGGAGACGAGGACGAGGUGCUUUCCUGGAUCACUGACGAAAAUACACUAGAGAUACCAGGAAAGAUCGAGGAGGUUAAUUCCAAGCUGUUGGAAAAUAUUUUAGAUGAGAACGAUUAUGUUGUUGUUUUCUUUUAUAAGGAAGGUGACAAAAAGAGCCAAAAAAUUCUGCAAGAGUUAGAAAACAUUGACGACGAAUGCGAAGAAAAAAAUAUAGAUUUUGUUAAAAUAUCUGACGAAGGCAUUGAGAAGGAAUACGAUUUACCUGGGCUACCAGCUCUUGCAUUUUACAGGCACAAAUUUCGUCAAUUUUAUACAGGAGAUAUGAUGCACGAGGAAGCUAUUUUAGAUUGGGUUUUAGAUCUUCGUAGCUCUACGCCUGAUGUUAUCGAAAGCGCUGAUAGAAAAACAUUGCAAACGCUUAUUAACGACGUAGAACAUCUUGCUGUAUUUUUCUACGAUGACGAUUGCGAUACCUGCGCAGAAAUAUUGGAAGAAUUAGAAACGAUUGACGAUGAUACAGAUAAACACGGAAUUCAAUUCGUCAAAUCGAACGAUGCUAAAUUGGCAGCCGAGAUUGGUGUCUUCUCCUUUCCAGCUUUGAUUUACUACGAGACUGGUGUUCCAAUCAUGUAUGACGGUAAUCUUCUCGAUGAAGCUGAAGUUCUCGAUUGGAUGGUGAAACAGAAAACCGAUGAGAGCAUAGAGGAGAUUGAUCGAGAAACUCUAAUGAAGUAUAUUGAUACGAAGGAAUUUCUCGCAGUUAUAUUUUACAAAGAAGAAGAUCCAGAAAGUCCUCGAGUACUCAGACACAUUGAGUUGAUUGAUGACGAAGCUGCAGAGUAUGGAAUUAAAAUAGUUCGUAUGAAGGAUCGUUUAAUGGCCAAAAAAUAUGGUUAUAGAAACCCACCUGGUAUAACUUAUUUCCGAAAAGGCAAAAGUACUAAUUACGAUGGUGAUAUCGAUGACGAGGAAGAGAUCCUUGAUUGGUUGACCGACCCUGAUAAUAUGGAAUUAACGGAUCACAUUGAACGAAUAAACAAGAAGAUGUUUUAUAAAAUACGUCAAUCUACAGAUUACUUAGCUGUAUUUUUUUACAGCAACGAUUGUAAACAAUGUAGUAGAGUUCUGGCAGAAAUCGAGCAUAUCGACGACGAAGCUGAUAAUGCUGGAAUCAAAUUUGUAAAGAUUGACGACAAGGAACUCGCUAAACAUUACGGAGUAUUUGCGUUACCAGGGAUUCUUUUCUUCAAAAUGACAUCGAAAGAACCGGUGAUAUUUGCUGGUGAUCUAUAUGACGAAGAACAAAUUUUGCAAUGGUUAAUGACGCAAAAGGAUCCAUCAGGAGAGGCAAUCGAAGCUUUGGAUGGAGAAGAACUUCUCAAUUUAAUUCGAGAAUCCGAGUCCUUGGCAGUAUAUUUCUGGAACAGAACGCUUUGCGACAUGUGUCAAGCAAAAAUGCAUCGUAAGCAGACACGGCACAGGGAGCACAGGAUCAACGAACAUGAGACAACCGAGGAUGUUGACGACAUCGACAAUUGUGAACAAUGUAUGGGAAUCCUAGAAGAAUUAGAAAAUAUAGACGACGAUUGCGACAGACAUGGUAUUACUUUUAUAAAGACACAGGAUCACAAAGUAGCUGAGGAUUACGGCGUUACUGAUUUUCCAGUCCUUGUUUAUUUUGAAAAUCAAAUACCCAAUGUAUUCGAAGGUGACUUGUCCGUAGAAGAGGAAGUAUUGCAAUGGCUGAUCACACAAAAAACUGAAGAUCGUGUUGAAUUGAUAACUCGAAUAAUGUUGGAAGCCUUUGUUGAAGAAACACAGUAUCUUGCUGUUUAUUUCUAUAAACAAAACUGUCACAUAUGCGACGAAAUAUUAGAAGGUUUAGAAAGAGUCGACGAUGAAUGUGACGUCUUUGGUAUACACUUGGUCAAAAUUCAAGAUCCACAGCUAGCGAAAAGAUAUUCCAUUAAAACUUUUCCUGCUCUUGUUUAUUUUCGUAAUGGCAAUCCUCUUUUGUUCGAAGGUGAUCUGCAAAAUGAAGAGUCAGUCCUGGAAUGGUUAAUCGAUGAUGAUAAUCGAGAAUUGGCCGAUGAGAUUGAAUCUGUUAACGAAAGGAUGUUGGAGAGACUUCUGGAUGAGUCGCCAUUUUUAGCUGUCUUCUUUUAUGACGAAGAUUGUGCAGAAUGUGACGAAAUAAUGGAAUCAUUGGAGAAGAUUGAUGGCGAAGCUGAUCUUUUUGGCAUAGAUUUUGUAAAAAUAUCGAGUACCGAAACUGCGGAAAAAUAUAACAUUUUGAAUAUACCUUCUUUGGUAUAUUUUCGUAAAAGAACCCCUCUUAUUUACGACGGUGAUCUUACUCAAGAAGACAAAAUUUUACAAUGGCUUACUUCUCAAGACGUUUUUGAGAUAAAAAAUGAAAUCGAAGAAGUAAACAAAAAGAUGCUCGACAAGUUGCUAGAUGAAAAUGAAUUUCUGGCUGUCUUCUUUUAUGAAUAUAACAAUACAGAAAGCGAAGAAGUUCAUGAAAAAUUAGAAACGAUCGACGGAGAAACGGACAAUUUAGAUAUAACAUUCGUAAAAAUGGCAGAUCCAAGGUACGCUCGAAAAUGGGGUGUUACUAAGCUUCCGGCUAUCGUUUACUUCCGUAAACGUUUUCCCAGCAUUUACCGAGGUGACCUUCACAAAGAAGACGAAGUUCUAGAAUGGCUUCGUAAAAACAGAUAUCGUCAACCAGAAUUGAACAUCUACAUGUAUAUCCUGAUAGCCACUACACUGGUCUUUGGAAUGUACACUGGUUUCCUCCUUGUAUGUUUCCGAUCAGAACCAUCGACUUCAACGCCUCAUCCAAAGCAAGCUUGAAAAAUGUAUCUCGUUGAUACCUGAAAAGAAUUUACAAAAAAAUGAUUAAGCCGACGAGUAAAAACAAUAAGUAAGAAGAGAUCAUUUAGAAAGCGUUUAGGGGAGAAAGAGAGAGAGAGAAAGAAAAUAAAUGAAUGAGAGAGCGAAUGAAUAAACAAAUGUAAGAAUGAUACAAACUUGUAAAACCUAUAAUGAACGAAUUUGUGAAUGUAUGAAUUGAUAUGUUGAAUGAUGAAUGCUCACUUUUUCUUCCAAAUCAAAACGUUCAAUUUCUCUCGACUCGAUAAUAACAAAAAUACUAAUAUCAUUAGAAUAAGAUCGAUGCUCUCUCCAUGUUCCGGUGAUAUCGAUUAUAGUUUCACCGAUGUAUUUGCCCUGCUAAGAAUUUCCAUCUAAUAAUGAAUGCAUCUCAAUCAUUGAUAUAGCAUAUAAGAAAAGCAUUAUGAAUUAUUUUGUAGAUUGUUCAGUACAGAUAACGUAAUGUACAUUUAACGUAAAAAACGAGACCUUUCCAAGAAAAUUAAAUAAUGUGGACCACUGGAACAUUCCUAAGAAAAGAAAAAACAAGAAUGAAUAAUACAAUUGAGCUGGUGAUUAUACAAAUUUUCUAAUCCAAUGAAGAUUUUAAAAGGCAUAUUUUGUCUCGCGUGCUAACUUAAAAUGUUAAUAUUACAUAAAAUAAUGCUUCAAAAAUACUUCCUUUUUUUCGUUAGGUCGUUUGGUUUGAGAAAAAUAAUUUUAAAAUUAUUCAAACCUGCAAAUGAGUAAAGAUAUUUCACAACGAAAAAUAUGACUUACAAAUAGACUAUGUUCAUAAUCACCAGACCUCAAUUAUGCUUUUGCGUACUUACAAUUUUUUUUUACUUACUCUAACAUUUGAUGAAAAAAUUCUUUGAAUUUAUUUUAUUUGUGUUUUGUUAAUUUACUUAACUAUUAAACAUGCUCUGCAAGAAUAUUUGUUAUAAUCAGACUCCGUUAUUUUAUUGUUACAGAGAAAAUUUUUGGCAGGGUAUAUAUGUGGACCAAAUGUAUCGUAUCUUGAACACGGUUUAGACCUUUAAACAAAGAUCAUAGUAUAAGAACAAAGCAAAAAAUGGUUAUUUAUUUAUCGAUGUAAACGAGAGUAUAAGGACAAAAAAGAUGAAUAUGCGUGCGCGUUAAAUAAAGAUUAUCCUUUUGUUUCGUUUAACUGUAUAACAGAGCUACAGGAAUACAGGGUUUGCAUGAAGUACGGUAAUUCUUCCAAAUGUCCACGUUGCACAAAGACUAUAUAUGUAUAUUGCUUUGAAGAGAAACUAACAAAGUUUCUUCUUUUUUCAUAUUUGCAUAAUGCUGUUCAUGCAACCCAGAUUGCACAGAUGCACUAAGCGCUGGAUCGGUUGGCAAUCUAGGUUAAAGUCGUCUGAUUUAAUUCUGCGUAAUUUCUUCUUACGGAUAUGUUUAGGGAACGGUAUGGCAAAGUAGUUGGAUAACCAUGUGAAUAUCAGCUAUAUUACACGCGAUUCCUGCACCGAAUCUUUAUAAUGUGAUGUGAUGUGAUACGAUAUAAUGUGCUACAAAUUUUGCAAGUUUAUCUUCUAAAUGAUAUCGUGUGAAAUCGUUGUGCAAUGGACCAUUUAAAGUAUUACCGAACUUAAGGCCUUAUAUACGUCUAGCAGCGCCAAAUAUGCCUUAAAAGAAAAAAAUUUUUUAGCAGGGAUAACAAUAGAAAUUAAUAAAAAUA